ACGAAUUUGGGAAGCAUCAGAUUCGAAAAUUCUACAAAACAAAAAACAAAGCAAAGCAAAAUGGGGAAUAUGACCAGUCCACUCUAACCCCAUAACUUCCUUUUACUUUUAUUUUCUUCAUGCUAGACAUAACACAAUUUUCCAUUCCCUUUCUUUUUUUAUAUAUAUUUUCUUUGGGCUUUGCUUUGCCUCCAAGCCAGAGCCAUCCUUGUUGUUCUUCUUCUACUUCUUCGCUGACAAGUUCAGGUUGGUUUUUCAAAUCAGUUAGUGCUGUGAAAAAAUAUAUAUAUAUGUAUUUCUUUUGGUGGUUGCUGCGGUAAUAAAGAAGUUCAGAGCCUUAAUUCUCUUUCAAGAAAUGGAUAUGUGCUUUUAGAUAAUUUUUCAGUAAAGUAUUUAACUUGGAGUGAGAAUUUUACUCCAAAUCGAAGAACUAAUGGAGGAAAAGCCGUUCCCUGCGUGGUCCUGGUCUGUUGAGCAGUGCUUGAAAGAGUACAAUGUUAAAUUAGAUAAGGGUCUGAGCUCUUAUGAGGUUGAGAAGCGCCGUGAGAAAUAUGGCUGGAAUGAGCUUGCCAAAGAGAAGGGAAAGCCCUUAUGGCGGUUAGUAUUAGAGCAAUUUGAUGAUAUGCUUGUAAAAAUUCUUCUAGUUGCAGCCUUCAUAUCAUUCAUUCUAGCUUACAUGCACGGAAAUGAAUCUGGGGACUCUGGGUUUGAAGCUUAUGUGGAACCAUUUGUGAUUGUCUUAAUUCUAAUACUCAAUGCUAUUGUUGGAGUUUGGCAAGAGAGUAAUGCUGAAAAAGCACUGGAAGCCCUUAAAGAGAUGCAAUGUGAAUCUGGAAAGGUUUUAAGGGAUGGCUAUGUUGUGCCAGAUUUGCCUGCACGGGAGCUUGUUCCUGGUGAUAUUGUGGAAUUGAGAGUCGGAGACAAAGUCCCUGCUGACAUGAGGGUUGCAAUUUUGAAAACCUCGACUUUGAGGGUCGAGCAGAGCUCAUUGACUGGAGAGGCGAAUCCUGUUUUGAAGGGAACUGAUCCUAUAUUUGUGGAUGACUGUGAGUUGCAGGCUAAAGAAAACAUGGUCUUUGCGGGCACCACAGUGGUUAAUGGAAGUUGUAUUUGUAUUGUAAUUAGCACUGGGAUGAACACCGAGAUUGGAAAAAUACAAAAGCAAAUACAUGAGGCUUCUCUGGAAGAGAGUGAUACCCCUUUGAAGAAGAAGCUAGAUGAAUUUGGUAGUAGGCUUACUACUGCAAUUGGGCUUAUCUGUCUUGUUGUGUGGAUUAUAAACUACAAAAAUUUCAUCAGCUGGGAACUUUCUGAUGGAUGGCCUACUAAUGUUCAGUUUUCCUUUGAGAGAUGCACAUACUAUUUUAAGAUAGCUGUUGCGCUCGCAGUUGCUGCAAUUCCAGAAGGCCUUCCCGCUGUAAUCACAACCUGCUUAGCUCUAGGUACAAGGAAAAUGGCACAAAAGAAUGCAAUUGUGCGCAAGCUUCCUAGUGUAGAAACCUUAGGUUGCACAACUGUGAUUUGUUCAGACAAAACUGGGACUUUGACAACAAAUCAGAUGUCUGUGACAGAAUUCUUCACCCUGGGAGGGAAAACCACUGCAUCUCGAAUAAUUCGUGUUGAAGGCACAACUUAUGAUCCUAAGGAUGGGGGAAUUGUUGAUUGGACUUGCUACAAUAUGGAUCCUAACUUGCAAGCCCUAGCAGAAAUAUGUGCUGUUUGCAAUGAUGCUGGGAUCUAUUUUGAUGGAAACCUCUUCCGAGCAACAGGUUUGCCCACUGAGGCAGCUCUUAAGGUUUUGGUUGAGAAGAUGGGAGUUCCAGAUGUUAAGGCAAGGAACAAAAUUCGUGAAUCACAGCUAGCUGCAAACUAUUUAAUUGACCGCAACACGGUGAAAUUAAGUUGUUGUGAAUGGUGGACAAAAAGAUCAAAACGGGUUGCUACAUUGGAGUUUGAUCGCAUUCGAAAGUCAAUGAGUGUUAUUACCCGGGAGCCAACUGGGCAUAAUCGACUUCUUGUUAAGGGUGCUGUUGAGAGUUUACUGGAACGUAGUUCACAUGUUCAACUUGCUGAUGGAUCCCUCGUUCCAAUAGAUGAACCAUGUAGGCAACUAUUGCUUUUGAGACUCUUAGAGAUGAGCUCAAAAGGGUUGCGCUGCUUGGGUUUGGCGUAUAAGGAUGACUUAGAAGACCUUGCAGAUUAUUAUUCUGAAAGCCAUCCUGCUCAUAAGAAGUUGCUAGACCCUGCAAGCUACUCCUCCAUUGAAAGUGACUUAAUUUUUGUAGGGAUAGUUGGUUUAAGAGACCCUCCCCGUGAUGAAGUUCACAGGGCAAUCGAGGAAUGUAGAGAAGCUGGUAUUAAGGUUAUGGUUAUAACUGGAGAUAAUAAGUCCACGGCUGAGGCUAUUUGUCAGGAAAUUAAAUUGUUUUCUCAAGGGGACGAUCUUAGAGGGAGAAGUUUUACUGGUAAAGAGUUCAUGGCUCUCUCCCCUUCACAACAAAUCAAUAUAUUGUCAAAACCUGGCGGGAAAGUUUUUUCUCGUGCUGAGCCUAGGCAUAAACAAGAAAUUGUUAGGAUGCUAAAGGAAAUGAGGGAGAUUGUUGCAAUGACUGGUGAUGGUGUCAAUGAUGCACCUGCACUUAAACUUGCUGACAUUGGAAUUGCCAUGGGCAUCACAGGAACUGAGGUUGCGAAGGAAGCUUCAGAUAUGGUAUUGGCAGAUGAUAAUUUCAGUACUAUUGUCUCAGCCAUUGCGGAGGGUCGUGCCAUUUAUAAUAACAUGAAAGCUUUUAUCAGGUACAUGAUAUCGUCAAACAUUGGAGAAGUAAUGUCCAUAUUCUUGACUGCUGCAUUGGGGAUACCCGAGUGUAUGAUACCUGUGCAACUUCUGUGGGUGAAUUUGGUUACUGAUGGCCCUCCUGCAACAGCUCUUGGUUUCAACCCUGCUGAUCCUGACAUUAUGCGAAAACCACCAAGGAAAGCUGAUGAUGCUCUUGUAAACUCUUGGGUUCUUCUGCGUUAUUUGGUAAUUGGUUCGUAUGUGGGAAUUGCAACUGUUGGUGUCUUCAUCUUGUGGUACACUCGGGCUUCUUUUGUGGGUAUCAAUCUUGUAAAUGAUGGACACACACUAGUUGAAUUAUCUCAGCUUCGUAAUUGGCGGGAAUGCUCCUCAUGGGCAAACUUCACUGUGUCUCCAUACACAGUUGGUCAGGGUCGACUGAUCACUUUUUCAGACCCAUGUGACUAUUUUUCUGUUGGCAAAGUGAAGGCCAUGACAUUGUCACUUUCUGUUUUGGUUGCAAUCGAGAUGUUCAACUCUCUGAAUGCACUUUCGGAAGAUGGCAGCCUAGUCAAAAUGCCACCUUGGAGGAACCCUUGGCUUUUGGUUGCUAUGUCAGUGUCACUGGGACUCCACUGCCUCAUACUCUAUGUUCCCUUUUUGGCAGAUGUAUUUGGCGUUGUCCCUUUGAACCUGAAUGAGUGGUUAUUGGUCAUUUUGAUGUCAGCACCUGUUAUACUGAUUGAUGAGGUUCUUAAAUUAGUGGGACGGAAACGAAGGAGAGGAGAGAAGGAGAAGAUGGCAUGAUUAUAACCUCAGACGUCUUAAUCUGCGUGGAAAGAGCUUCAACCCGGCCUCUAUAGAUUGAGGAAUUCAUACUGUUUGUUUAUUAUAAUUCUUUGGACUAUUUAUGAUUCUGUAGAACAAAAAUUGUUUAGUAAUAGAAGGAAAUUUUAGUUGUAUCUAAUACAAUGGAACAUUAGAAAUCACGUUCUACUCCUGUUCUCCAGCUAUUAAGCCAAAACUAUCUUCUUCUUCUGCGCC
Messenger RNA from Ziziphus jujuba (common jujube), 3823 nucleotides. Its product is annotated as calcium-transporting ATPase, endoplasmic reticulum-type. Gene Ontology annotation, cellular component: membrane. NCBI's taxonomy places the organism in Eukaryota, Viridiplantae, Streptophyta, Magnoliopsida, Rosales, Rhamnaceae. Gene Ontology annotation, molecular function: P-type calcium transporter activity; ATP hydrolysis activity; ATP binding. Gene Ontology annotation, biological process: calcium ion transmembrane transport; intracellular calcium ion homeostasis. The transcript is spliced from 9 exons. The coding region runs from base 434 to 3586 and encodes 1050 amino acids. The record is from RefSeq and is a predicted model, not a curated record.